Molecule: messenger RNA, 276 nt
Organism: Heterobasidion irregulare TC 32-1
Lineage: Eukaryota; Fungi; Basidiomycota; Agaricomycetes; Russulales; Bondarzewiaceae
Exons: 1
Source: RefSeq, a predicted model, not a curated record
AUAAGAGUUGUGUUAGCAAAAAGCAGUGGUGCGUAUUGUGGCCUUUGCCGAGUACAGUGGCACAGGGCUUUGUCAGGUGACCACAAUCCCCUGCUAAUUGUUGAUUCUCCAGCAACUAAGUCCUUCAUCGCCAUCCUCCUGCCACUUUGUCUUCUUGUCCGAUCCUUUUGGCCUUCCAACAUGUCCUCUAUCCUUUCUGUCCUUAAAACCAAGCUUAGAGAGUACAUGCUUGCCCUUCCUAAUAGUGCUGCCGAGGACAAAGAUUAUGAGGCCUAG